Theobroma cacao (cacao) is the source of this 561-nucleotide messenger RNA. Lineage: Eukaryota; Viridiplantae; Streptophyta; Magnoliopsida; Malvales; Malvaceae. The record is from RefSeq and is a predicted model, not a curated record.
AUGACCAACUUCAGCCUUUGCCUCUUCACCCUCUCCCUCAUAACCUUAACCUUCACUUUGCAGGCCUUCCAAGCAACCUCUAAUGAAGCCACAAUCAUUAACGUAUGCAACAAAACACCAGACCCUACUCUCUGCAAGACCUGUCUCCACAGCGAUCCGAAGAGCAAGACAGCUGAUGUUAGGGGCUUGGCAUCAAUAUCGAUUACUUGCGGUACACGCGAUGCGAAUAAACUGUAUACUGAUACCAAUGACCUGUACACCAACACAAAGGAUCCUGCACUUCAUGACCUUCUUGAUUCAUGUUGGUGGAGGUUUCUGGUGGCUCGCGAUAAUAUAGAUGGCGCCGGACGUGUGCUUAGGGAUAAAGGUUCCGAUCCUGCCAAGCUAGCUAUUACUCGGGAUGUUAUACCUUUCAUUGAUUUUUGCUCCGACCUUUUUAAGAAGAACCCUAAGGUUGUUGUGCCCCAUAAGAUCCUUGAUGAGAUGACUGUUGUUAGUAAAGACUGCAGGAUUAUACUGGGGAUUCUGAGUAAUAUUUCAAGAGUGAUUCAUGGAGAGUAG